AUGGGAUCGAUUUUAUCAACUCUUCUGCGCUCCUUGGUGCCUACUAUCCGUGCGACUAUCCCCUCUUUUCUUCUUACAUUUAUCUCCAAGCCCAAACCCGUCCACCCGCUUCAAACGUACCAAUUCGACAAAGAAGCAAUUCUAAAAAGAUACGAGGCCGAACGAGCCAAGAGGCUCCGGCAAGAUGGGGUCGCGCAAUUUCAAACCGCUCGCGAUGGUGCAUUUCAUCGUUUUCGGGAGGAUGUCGCCUCCGCGCCGGCCCGCGAGCCAACCCACGCGGAAACCAAGGUGCUCAUCGUGGGUGCCGGAUUUGCGGGCCUCGUCGCCGCGGUCAAACUGGAAAAGCAAGGAGUGCAGGACUUUCUCAUUGUGGACAAGGCAGCUGGAUUCGGGGGGACGUGGUACUGGAAUCAGUAUCCCGGGGCUGCUUGCGAUGUCGAGUCGCUGAUCUACCUGCCCUUUCUGGAAGAAACCGGAUACAUCCCCACGAGACGCUUCUGCUACGGGCCUGAGAUCCGUGAACAAGUAGAGCGCAUUGUAACCAAAUGGGACCUGGCACGCCGAUCCCACCUGUCCACAGAGAUCACGUCCGUGGUCUGGGACGAGUCGAUCCUCCGGUGGCAUGUCAACACCAACCACGCCGAUCAUUUUAUUACGCAGUUUGUGGUCAUGGCCACGGGGACCUUCCAUGAGCCCAAAUUGCCAGGCAUCUUGGGGAUUGAGAAUUUCCGGCGAGACCACUUCCAUAGCGGUCGCUGGGACUAUACGAUCACCGGCGGCGAUGAGAAUGGAAACAUGGACCGACUAGCCACUAAAACGGUGGGAAUCAUUGGGACGGGGGCUUCUGCCGUUCAGCUGGUACCAAAACUGGCCCAGGAUGCAAAGAAACUCUACGUUUUCCAACGAACCCCAUCUUCGAUCCGAUUCAGAGACAACCGGCUUUACGACCCUGCGGCACUGAGUGCAUCUUUGCGCCCCGGCUGGCAGACGCAGCGGAUGACGGACUUUGCCAACAUCCUCACAGGUGCCGUCGUCGACAAAGAUUGCGACGCGCUGGAGGGCCUGGAGGAGUUCACGAUGCGAGCGAUUCUCAAGGAAGGCACAGUCGCGGGUGUCACCGUCCAGCCCGAUCAGAUCCCCGAGCUGAUGCAGCUCGCUGAUUUCCGGCUGAUGGAGCAGAUACGGAAACAGGUGGAGGAGACGGUUAAGGAUCAUUCUACGGCGGCCAAGCUGAAGCCCUGGUACUCAUUUAUGUGCAAACGGCCGACAUUCCACAAUGACUACCUGGCUGCCUUCAACCGGCCGAACGUGGAGCUGGUCGACACCAACGGGCAGGGGGUCUCUUACCUCACAGAAACCGGGGUUGUUGCCAAUGGGACCGAAUAUGAGGUCGACUUGCUUAUCUACUCGACUGGAUUCGACUUUGACGUGGAAGCCAACUUCUAUCGGCGGACGGGGAUCCAGCUGGUCGGAACCAAGGCAAGAACCUUUGACGAGAAAUGGGACGAAAAGGGCCCGUCGACCUUAUUCGGCGUCCACAUCCGGGAAUUCCCCAAUCUGCUAUACGUAGGCCCUGCUCAGUCCGGCGUCACAGCCAACUGGACCCAUACGACCUACGCAGUGGGGGAUCAUAUCGCGGAAUUCGUGGCGCAAUGUCUGCGGGAUGAACGGUAUCAGGCCUUUGAGCCCACUGAAGAAGCCGAAGAGGAUUGGGGAAGGCAAAAUGAGGAAGGUAGCGAGAUGCGACUGCAGUUCGCGCAGUCCUGUCCUCCGGGGUACUACAAUCGUGAGGGCAAGCCCGAAGAGAUUCCUGCGCGUUGGGCGUAUUUUCCCAAAGGCAUCAUUGCAUGGACGAAGAUUACACGGGAGUGGCGGGAGGAAGGGGAGUAUCGGGGAAUGGAGAGACGGUGA
Molecule: messenger RNA, 1911 nt
Organism: Aspergillus viridinutans
Lineage: Eukaryota; Fungi; Ascomycota; Eurotiomycetes; Eurotiales; Aspergillaceae
Exons: 2
Coding region: 1-1911 (636 amino acids)
Source: RefSeq, a predicted model, not a curated record